Messenger RNA from Soboliphyme baturini, 771 nucleotides. Lineage: Eukaryota; Metazoa; Nematoda; Enoplea; Dioctophymatida; Soboliphymatidae. The record is from the annotation of a GenBank genome assembly.
AUGUUUCUCUCUUUGAGGGCGCUACUCUUCGUUUCUUGCUUAAUUGAAGCUCUUGCCAUCCCUGUGGGCAAAAGCCUGCCAGGGCAGAAAGUACCGGCUGAUGAAUCCAAGGCUUCGAAAUCUCGCGUCGAGAUAAGUCGGUCUUUAAUUGCGCUUGGUGAAGCACAGAGAAUCACAACCAGUGGCAAAGAAGCUUAUAUUUAUUCUCGAGGCGCUUCGAAUUCGAUUCACAAAUAUGAAAGGCAUCAGAUGCCAGCGCUUGGAAACUUCGAAACAACGAAAGACCAUGCAGCUAUGGACAUCAGUCCGCUAGCUAAGUGGACAGAACAUUCCGUUCGUCCGAUGUCAAUCAUGAAGAAAACCACGUAUCUACCAGCUCAGCCAAUCAGCGCACAUGGUAAUGCGGAACGGUUGCCAAGGCCAAGUUUGUCGCAGAAUUCAUCAGCAAGUGGGAACGAGGAAUAUGUAGUGACAACCUCCACAGAUACACCACACAUUGAUGAAUUUUUGGAAACUUUAGAUGAUCAAAGCACAGAUUCUGAGAGUCAAGCAGGUAAUGAAUGGGUAGGGACUGGAGACCUGAGGCGCUGUGUAUCAGAAAUGAAAAAGCUGCAUCCGGAAAUGCGGGAUGCCGUCGCCAGCGACCUGUGCACGUCGCCCGGCUUCAGUGACGCCGUAUUAUUUGCUGGCACCAUAGUGUGCGCAGAACUUGUAAUGUACAAUAUUAUGAUCUUGGUGCUUGUGAUCUCUGACAAACGUUCACGAACCUGA